Penicillium nucicola is the source of this 675-nucleotide messenger RNA. Its product is annotated as glutathione S-transferase family protein. Bases 1 to 675 code for a protein of 224 amino acids. Lineage: Eukaryota; Fungi; Ascomycota; Eurotiomycetes; Eurotiales; Aspergillaceae. The record is from RefSeq and is a predicted model, not a curated record. The transcript is spliced from 2 exons.
AUGGGUUCUCUCGUAAAACCUAUCAUCCUGCAUGCCCACGCUUCAGGCCCAAAUCCAAUCAAGGUUGCAAUCACCCUCGAAGCACUCCAUAUCCCGUACACCGUGAAACAAUGGGAUUUCGGAGACAAUCCCGAAAAGGGCGUGAAGGGCGCCGCAUAUCUCCAAAUCAACGAAAACGGACGCGUGCCCGCCGUUGAAGAUCCCAACACCGGCGUUAUCGCAUGGGAAUCUGGCGCUUGCAUGAAUUACAUCCGACGCGUGUAUGACAAGGGGAAUAUGAUCGGUCCUUGUGGGGACUUGGCGCAGGAUCUGGUUGAUUUUGAAAAGUGGGAGUACUUCUUGUUGACGACUUUGGGUCCUAUGACUGGGCAGACGACUUGGUUCAAGAAGUUUAACCCUGAGAAGAAUGAUAAUGCGUUGGAGAGAUAUACUGCUCAGACUUAUCGUUGCUAUGAUGUGCUUGAAGGUCAAUUGAAGAAGACUGGUGGCGAAAGUGUUCUGAAUGGCCGUGUGUCUGUCGUUGAUUAUCAUUUCGAGCCUUGGUUGCAUAGUUAUAUGCUUGCUGGUCUUUCUCUUGACAAGUAUCCUUUGAUAAAGAAAUGGCUUGCUCUUAUGCAGACUCGGGAAGAGGUGAAGGAAGCCUACUUCAGGAUCAGAGAGGAGAACUCAGUUUAG